Molecule: messenger RNA, 5223 nt
Organism: Pristis pectinata (smalltooth sawfish)
Lineage: Eukaryota; Metazoa; Chordata; Chondrichthyes; Rhinopristiformes; Pristidae
Product: anoctamin-9-like
Exons: 24
Coding region: 230-2602 (790 amino acids)
Biological process (GO): chloride transmembrane transport
Cellular component (GO): plasma membrane
Molecular function (GO): protein dimerization activity; chloride channel activity
Source: RefSeq, a predicted model, not a curated record
CCGAGAGUUGCUGGGAACAUUUCGACGUCUUAACUGAGUGGUUCCCCGCAACGAUCAGAAAGCUAAGAAAACAGAAGAGGCUAUUAGUCAAGUGGACGAGCAGGAUGUCCCAGGAGGGGAGCUGCUGCUGAUUCCAGGCUGGACACCGAAGGAGAUCACUGGUGAGGCGGGACUGGCUGAUCAUUGGCAGGAUUCAAACUUAACCAGAAGUUUGGGAACACUUCGUCGCAUGAGACCGCAGCCAGAGACUAUGGAGCAGAAUGAAAUGAUUAACAUUGUACCCUGCAAUGAAGAGGAGUACCCACUAAUUGAGGGUGAUAAUAUAAAGGAUAACAUUGACUUUGUCCUAGUAGUGAAAAAAACAGAGAAUGCCAAUGGCAAAAAUAAAACUAAUAGGCAACUUUAUCUGAAAAAAUUAAAUGAAAAGGGCUUCCAAAUAAUGAAAAAAGAAGAUGCCCAAAAUCUGUAUUUUGGAAUUCAAGCCCAUGAAGAGAUCUUUGAGAAGUACAUCCAUCACUUAAAUAUCUCUCAGAGAAGAUAUAAUGACUGUAAACUGUCCACUAUUUCAAAAUCAGCCAGAAUUCGAAUUAUAAAUUUUAUUCUAUGGAAAACAAGGUAUUCAACGAAAGAUGAUCAAAAUGAAGAUGGUCUAUAUGCCAGCAAUUCUCUGAACAACUUAUUGAAAGAUGGUGCAUUUCAUGCAGUCUUCCCGCUUCAUGAGCAAGACAUUCGCAAGAAAGAAGGCAAGUUGCACAGUGAAUGGGCGAAGUGGAAAUGCUUAUUUAAGAAACAACCCAUCAAUGAAAUAAGGGAAUAUUUUGGAGAGCGGAUCACCUUGUAUUUUGCCUGGCUUGGCUGGUACAACACCAUGCUGAUCCCUGCUGCUCUAUUUGGAGUCUUAGUCUUUCUGUAUGGAUUAAUGUAUUUUGAAGACGAUCAAGUGAGUAAGGAAAUUUGCAGUGCUACUGAGAUUAUUAUGUGCCCAUUGUGUGAUCAACGUUGUCAAUACUGGAGGCUCAAUGAGACCUGUUCCUAUGCUAAGGUCACACAACUGUUUGACCAUGAAGUAACUGUUAUUUUUGCAAUGUUCAUGGCAAUCUGGGCUACAGUAUUUUUGGAGGUGUGGAAAAGAGCCCGAGCAAGAGCUGUCUGCUUGUGGGAAUUAUACCACUGGGAUGAAGAUGAGGAGGAUCUGGUUCUUGGGUUGAUAUACAACCCUAACGUUCCACCAAAAGAAUAUCAUCAUUCGUACAAACGCACAACGAUAGUCAUGUUUCUGGCAUGUGUUCUGAUCACAUGUAUUAUUGGCAUUGCACUUGGAAUUGUGAUAUGUCGGGUUAUUGUUGCUGUUCUGUUCACAAAGUCUUCAUCAGCGUUUCUGAGUGAUCAUGCCUCUACAGCCGCUGUAAUGGUCGGUGCUUUGUUGCAUUUCUUUACAAUUCUCAUCAUGACUAAGAUUAAUCGCAGAGUUGCCAAGAUGUUAUGUAAUUUAGAAAGGCCGCGCACCCCACUGGCACAAGAAAACAACUUCACUGUAAAAAUGUUCACAUUCCAGUUCUUCACAAUGUUUUCAUCCAUCAUUUACAUUGCAUUUUUUCUAGGGAGGAUUAAUGGUCAUCCAAGUAAUUAUGUGAGAAUAGCAAGCCAGUGGCGUCUAGAGGAGUGCCAUCCAAGUGGCUGCAUGACAGAUCUCUUCAUUCAAAUGGCUGUUGUCACGAUACUGAAGCAGCUACUGAGCAGCUGUGUGGAGUAUGCUGUCCCAUCCUUGAAACAUCAAUGGAAGAGAUAUCAUAAAAAGAUCCUAAAGGAAGAUGUGAAAGAUGGAAUUAAGGAUCAUUGGAUGAAAAAUUACAGCCUGAACAGUGUUGAUUCCUUUAGCUUAUUCAAUGAAUUUUUGGAAAUGGCAAUUCAAUACAGUUUCACCACGAUAUUUGUUGCAGCCUUCCCACUGGCUCCACUAUUGGCACUUGUGAAUAAUCUAUUUGAAGUUCGACUGGAUGCUCGAAAGAUGCUAUUGCUUCAGAGACGGCCAAUACCACGAAAAGCAAAAGAUAUUGGGAUAUGGGUGAAAAUCCUUGAGGCAAUUGGCGUUCUGGCUGUCAUUGGAAAUGGGCUGGUGAUUGCUAUCACAUCUGAUUUCAUCCCGCGAUUAGUUUAUAUGUAUGAAUAUGGUCCAUGUGCAAGAGGACACAGUUCAGUUGACAAUUGUUUGACAGGAUACAUUAAUAACAGUCUCUCGGUGUUCUAUGUGAAAAAUUUUGAGAACGAAACUCGUUUAAAGGACAAUGGAUCAGAAACACUGGGAUUCCGAGUAAACUAUUGCAGGUAUCGUGAUUACAGAACUGCUGAUGACCAUGAAUAUACAAUUCAGUUCUGGCACAUUUUUGCUGCUCGUUUGGGGUUUCUUGUUUUAUUUGAGAAUGUUGUUGUUUGCAUCAAGUAUAUUGCAGCUUGGUUUGUUCCUGAUGUUCCAGCUUCAGUGACAAAUCAAAAUCUACAGCAAAUGUAUGACCGACUACAGAAGGAACUGCAGAUGUCAUCUGGAGAAAUUCCUGAUAAUCGGUCACCUAAUGUGUGCAGGCAACAGACAACAACUGUGUGAACAUUUUGAAAAUACGUGUGCCAGUAAAGAUUUAACAAUUUCUGCCUGGCUCAGAAUUGUCCUAAUAAUAUAUUUACUUGUAUAUUAUUGUACUGGAUUAAAAACACUUUGAAAAGAGGUGGAUUUUGAUGAAAACAAAAUCACAGCUUACACAGCUGUUUUUUCUCAAUGAAGAACAUCCUAAUUAAUUAUGAACUGCAUUGCAGAUAGAAGAAAUCCAUUGAAAAAAAUCAGUUUCAUGCAAACCAAACUGAUCAUUGUUCAUAUUUCUUCAUGCUUAAAGUUACUGACUAAAUGAGCCCAUAUGUCCUGAUUUGUGGAACAAGUCAGAGAACUAGACUGACAUUUCAAAUUCGAAGUCAACAGCAGAUGAUUUGCAUCAAGCAGGUAUAACUCUACAAACUUCAACCUGGAAAAUCUAUAUGCCUUCAGUAUGCAACUAGGAGAAUCUUUGAAACACGUCUUCUGUACCUCAAAGCUUGGACAAUAUAUUUGGGAAAAAAUUCCCGGGAAUUGAUAGUCCUUUGAUAGGGAAAAGAAAUCGUACUUUAUUAUCUUCAAUAUCCUUUUACAGAAUUAGAGUGAAGUUCAAUCUGAUUCUGGGACAGCAAAAUCACGAUACCUGACAUGUAAAUGGCACUUCCCACCCAUUGGCUACAAAAAGGAACGUGCCAAGAGAUAUCUAAAUGUUCACUCCUUGGGAAAAGCUGGGGUUCCCUUUCAGAGGUUUUCAGUUCAACUGUUACCACAGUUUCUCCUUUACUGGUAAGAUUGAUUUACAUUUUGUGUACUUAAUUAUUUUAGUUUAUUUAUAUAGCAUAGACUCAGGCUUGAAAUGGAGAUGGAUGUAUCAAUGAAAAUGACACAAAAGAAAAAUAAAUGGUCACCACUGUCAUUAGUGGGAGUCACAUAAAUUAAAAUAUAUAAAAAUAUGGCAAUUCAAUUAAAUCCAAAGAGGAAUUUGCAAAUUUUGCCAAGUUCAAAAUCCUCUGUGUCCAAGAUUAUUCUCAACAAAGCUGAAAAUAAAGAGUUAAAGGGGAAAAAAAUCAAUAGCUCUUUUAGGAGUCAUGGAUCCAAAUUAAUCCUUUAGUAUUAGUUAAAUGUGGCAGAGGAUCUAUGAGUUUUGAACAGUGUAGUAUGCUGAAUGGUUGCCCACGGCAGCAUCCCUUCACCCACCGGCUCCCUUAUAGAAAUUAGUACCAUUUAACUGGUAGUGAAACAAAAACCCAAGAAAAAUAAUAGGAAAAAAGCCAAUCCAACCAACAAGGCUCUAAUUACAUACACACACAGCAUAUAAUCCAACUAUAUUUCUAAUUAUCCUUACAUGAUCCUUCGAUUUGCCUCAUUGAUUAUUACUAACAUUCAACCUUCAAGGAGCAAAACAGUUUUUUAAAACUGUAUAGAAAAUUCUUCAGGAAAAGAGUAAAGUUUUCAUCAAUGCCCAAAAAUCCUCAAGUGUGAGCAAGAUAUUUUUUAAAUAAAGCAGAUAAAAAUGAUUACGGAUUAAUUAAUGACCAUCGAAGUGAUUGUGGGCACUUAAAUGAAAUGUUUAGUAAAAAAAAUUGUUGUUCCAGCUGCUAGGCACUGCAUUAGGUAAAAUUUUGCAUAUUCUGGUCUUACAACCUCAGCAGUUCUAGACUUGGAAUACUGUGCGAGUAUUGUUGCAGUGGAUGAAUUAAAGCCAUUUGAGUGAUUGUAAAAGGUGGGGAUGAACACAUCAUUGAGGCUACAGAUUGUGUCCCAGGCAUGGGGAUAUGCACUCUUCAGUCUUCUGCAUGAGUUAACAUUUUACUAUCUUUGGCUGAGGAACAAUCAUGUGCUCAGAUGUAUCAACAUGAGUGAAAUGUAGUGCAAAUCCAGUUGUCUGAAAACUUCAUUUCAUCAUAUUCAAAAUAUAACAUUAAUGAUAAAACUCUAAUACAAGAGUACAGUUGCAUUUUUGUAUGUGUUCCAAAAACUGAUUUCAAUCCUUCCUUUGUAUAAAAUGAAUUUGCUUUUCUACAGAACAAAGUAUGAAGUUGAAAAAUAAUUACCAUUUCCCUUUUUCUCAACCAUGGUACUUUCAUUCUCUGCUGUUUUUUUUGCCACUUUGGAACAUUAGAACAUUGGAACACUUUGGUAUAGAAUAGCUACAGCUUUUUAGAUGUAAUGAUGAUGGCAAAAAGACCAUAGAUAUCAAUUCCACAAAAAUGUGAGACACCGCAAUUAUGCAGUUAACCACACCUUCAAUGGUAAUGACGUCCAUGGUGCAAUCAUCUCAUAUUUUCAGACAUAUUGCCACCAAUAGUGGUUUUGGUUUUCCACUAGUGCCUGAACAAAGUGGCCAGAGAUGGUAAUAUUUCAUUCAACAAGCAGGGGUCACUUAUUUUCUCACAGUCAGGGUGGUAAAUUUGACUGCCAGCUCAGUGCACUCUCUCAAACCCAAAGAGCUGGUUCUCUCAAAAAAAGUGUUACUCUUGGAGGACAGUUGCAGAAAACUCAGAUUGCCUAUCUCAAAAGCAGAUCUACACCUAGAGGGCCCGUAAGGUGGUGCAUAUCGUUCCAAAUACAAUGGAUAGAAAACUAAAUACAUGGUGAAAACCACAAACUGUUCAUUUACAUAAUUUACAAAAUAAACAAGC